AUGCCGUCGUCUACUAGCCUCCGCUCCUCCUCCUCUCUCUCCUCCACUCCCUCCGCUCCGCUCGCUCACUCGCGCUCCGGCGAAUACCCCUACGCUCCUUCCCAUCCAGCCAUCGUGUCAUCUCAUAACGAGUACGCUGACGACAGCCACUCCGCGUAUCAUCAAGGGGGUCAGUUCCACUCGUACGCUUCUGGCAGUACAAUCGUACCGUACGCUUACCCGCCUCCUCCUCCGCCUGAAUACCCCUCCGGAAUCAACCCAGCAGCCUACCCCCCUGUUGUUCCACCUCCAAACACGCGGGAUCCUUCGCGGAAACCGCGGUGGUACAGGAAGGUGCCAUGGCUGGCGCUGACCGUGUUAAUCGCCUGCAUAGUAGUCUUUAUUGUGACCAUGGCGGUGAAUAAUUGCCCGUCGAAGCCGCACCCACAAGGCCAGAGCUGCGUGCUGCCUUGGUUGGGUCGCUUCUCUUUCGAGCCGCUGAAUAUCAACCCUCUCCUCGGUCCAACCGCCUUAACGCUUCAGGAGAUGGGCGCGCUGAACAGUAACCUGGUUACCAACUACCACCAGGGCUGGCGGCUGGUAACGGCGAUGUGGUUACACGGCGGCGUGGUGCAUCUCGUGUGUAACCUCCUCGGCAUCGCCUUCCUUCUCAACCGCCUCGAGAAGGAGUUCGGCCUGUGGCGUCCCACGGCCAUCUACCUUCUCAGUGGCGUCUUUGCUGCCGUUUUCUCCUGCCUCUUCCUCAACACACAGAUCAGCGUGGGUGCAUCUGGAGCGUUGUUUGGGCUGGUGGGUGCGUGCCUGUCAGAACUGCUGAUCAACUGGAAGCUCUACGACAACAGGUUCUCAGCCCUGAUGACGCUAAUCAUCCUCAUAGCCAUCAAUCUCGCCAUCGGCCUCAUGCCUUACAUUGACAACUUCGCCCACAUAGGCGGCUGCAUCGCCGGCUUCUUCCUCGGCUUUGCUCUGCUGCUCAAACCCCAACACGGCUUCAUUGACCUCCGAGAUAGCUCUGGCGUGGCGACAGCGACGGCGAUUGCUGUGUCGGGGGGUGAUCCCGUGACUAAGAAGCAUUCUACGUGCCAGGUCUACACACGGAUUUUCUCCGGGAUAAUCUUCAUGGCUCUCUUCUCGCUCUGCAUGGCGGUGCUAUUCACCAAGGGCAACGUGGCAUCAGACUGCACGUGGUGUCGCUACAUGUCGUGUGUGCCCACGCCCUGGUGGACCUGCGACCCCAAUGCCCCAGGCACACAGGGCCAAGGGCCUGUUUGCCAGGUCCGGUCGUAUCAAAAUGGCACUGGUGCGCUGGUGUGUACUAAUCAGACAAUGCUUGCCGUACCAAAUAUCACAACAAUGGCAAAUUAUGACCUUCGGGUGCUCUGCACUCAAGCGUGUAGCAGCUGA
Molecule: messenger RNA, 1404 nt
Organism: Closterium sp. NIES-65
Lineage: Eukaryota; Viridiplantae; Streptophyta; Zygnematophyceae; Desmidiales; Closteriaceae
Source: the annotation of a GenBank genome assembly